CUCGACAUCCAUCAUUGGACUUGAAGAUGUCUCCAGGAAAUGCAACCAGGCACGUGACAUCUGCCAGCCUCAAGGACCCUGAGACUCAGGAGUCAGGUGUUCACCAACUUUUUGUUAACGGCACAUUGUUUUCUGGCAUCUUCAACCCCACCGCCUGCUUCCACACGGGAAGCAUCGUCCUGUUCACGGUAAUCAGUGAGUAUUACCCUGUGUAUGACAGUGUAAAUCUUUACAACACUGACAGCGACUUUGACUGGGGAGCAUUCCGUGACCUUGUGAAGAAGAUGGAAUUUGCCUCAAACUCAUCCUGGCUCUUUAUUUAUCGCUUCAACCAACCUGGUGUUCAUGUCUUCCAACUGAGCAGCAAUCCUAACAAGAAAAUGUAUGUCCGAGUGAUGCCUGUUGGUGGCCAGUGCUAUGAAGAGGGGCCCUUCUUCCCCACCAGCCCCAGCAGCUUUAUCCGCAUGGGCAUCCGCAGGGCCCAAGACCUACACUUCAAUCCUGAUUGGUUCAUUAUUUCCAGUUUACUGGCGGCAGUGAUGGCAACAGUCGGUAUCUGUGCAGGAUUGAUGCUCCUCUUCAGGAAGAGCAGUUGGCCCAAGAAAGUGAUAGUUACUCCGAGGUACCAGCACCUCCAGAAGGCAUAUAACUUUGAUGAUUAUUCCUCAAAAGAGGCUGCCAUCAUUGCUGUGAAAAAGACUCACCGGAGUCUGCAGUUUGCAGAACAAACUGGGGAAAGGGAUGAGAAUGGAGGCAGAAAGGAAGAUUCUGUCUCAAAAAACAGAGAAUUUGGGAAUUAUGAUGAACAGAUUGAUUUGGAAUUGUUUAAUACCAACACGUUCUAUCAAAUUCUACUGAAACAAUCGUUGGCAGUGUCAGUCAGAUUAAGCCAACACAAGAAGGAGGUAAAGAUGUUGUAUCAAAAAAUAACUGAAGUGACUGAGUCACUCAGGGAACACUGGAUGGAGAGAACGAACUUCGUUGGAAAGCAUGUAAUUAAAAAGGCUGACCUGGAAGUGUAUAAGAAGAUGUGUUACAAGGUAAGGCUGGAGAUUAAGAGGCGGAAGGACAUUGGGCUGGAGCUUGAAGAAAUCCUGGACAAACAGCAACAACUAUUCCAGGCAGACUGGAACCAUCGAGAGGAACAUCACAUCACCUUCAGUGUAGCCCUGAGAGAAGCGGUCAGAUUAUUGGAAGAACCUCUGAACCAUGAGGAGAACUCAGCAAUGGAAACCAGCCCAGUCAAUCAGCGAGAUUCAGAACAGGUUGAGGCAUUAUUAUUACAAAUGUCGGAUGCCAUCGCAAAGGAGUGUGAGCGACUGAGUGUCUGGUCUGUGCUGGGGAAAGGAAUGGGAGCCCAACUUGUGGAAAAGGAGACUUUGAAAGUUCUCUCCAAAGAGGAAUUAAUUGGAGCUGAUAUAGACCAUGGACUCCUCCAGGUGGAUCAGCUGACGGGGCUGCUCACUCCAAGUCCUGACGUUGUUAUGCUUUUAGACAAUAAAUACACCAUGCCUGUGCCCGACAGCUUCUUCCUUCACCCUCAGACUGGACGAGUGCUCCCCAUGGCUGGUAACGUGUGUUAUGACACCAUGAGGUCCUGUCUCCUUCCUGUCACAGACUUGGCAACAGGUGUGGUUUACCAGAGUGAGGAGAAUUUGAUUCCAUAUGUACCGUACCCACUGUGUCCAGAGGCCAGUCUCCCACAGAAGCUACAUCAGAGUGAUGUGAAAUUGGGAGAACCGAUGCCAGAUCCAGAGACGGGAAUUAGAGUGCCGGUCAUAGCCAUGACUAUUCACCUGCAGACUGGCUUGGUCCAUCCUCUAGGGGGAACCUAUAUCAGCCCGAUCACAAGAAUGUUGGCACCAAUUGAACUGGGUGCUCCAAUGGUCUGCAAGAAGACUGGUCAGAUGGUACCCAUCAUAGGGGUUGGUCUGAACACCACAACAGGUGCAGUGAUACCUCUGGGAGGUGUGCUGAAGUCUUCCAAUAAGCCCAUGUUUCUCGGGUACAGCUUUACAGAGCCUCUCAGUGGAAGAUCUGCUCGAAUUUCAGGUGCUUAUGUUCAAGACACUGAAGUGAUGCCUCACGCAGGAGGCUACCAGGCAUUGCUCGAUGGUGCCGUGCUGGUGAAUGAAGCCCAGAUCCUGGAAACAUUGAAGGACUGUAAAGACUCUGUGACUGCACAAGGCUCCGGAGUGUCCUCCCUAAACCAGAAACAGCGAGGCACACUGAGGGAAGCACUAGGUGACUUAGUGAGGGCACGCAGAAGGUCCUGGGCACACAUUAUUCACACCAUGCACAACUUGGAGAGACAGAGGAAGGAAGCAAAAGAUCUUGCAAACAGAGGUGGUAAUGUUGGAAUGAUACCAUUUGCUGCCACGGAUUUGUUGUUUCCUGCUGUUGUCGGGAUGUAUAUUCCUGAUCCUGGAGGCUCUGGACUAGAAGUGCCAAUUUUAGGGGUGGAAUAUGACUCAGACACUGGCCGGCUAAUCCCACUUGCUGGGACCAUGGAGGAUUCUGACGGAAGAGGGCUGAUACCAAUUGCUCUUGGUGCCAGAGGCAUUGACCCCAUCACCGGUGAAACUGGCCCGGUUGUAGGAGCCCGUUUAGAUGCACGGACAAAGAUUGUGCUGCCAGUCAUACAGGGAUCAAGAGGCAUCAUGAGGCGAAAGCUGGAUGGAGAAAUGGUCAAAACCCUGGAUGAAGAACUCCACUGUAGGCGUGAACACUGGCAUCAUCAGCAACAGAAGGAAGAAGCCCUUUUCAUUGCUUUGAAAGAUUUACUGCAGGAGGUCACUGACACCAAAACUGAUUGCAGAUUCACAAAGGUUGAGGAUAAGGUGAGAGCUGUUGGUGAAAAGAUCAUCCUUUUACAAGACUGUGCCCAGAGUGAAGCACAGCGCAGGCACAUGGAGGAAUCUAACUUAGCAUCCUUGAUGCCAACUGACGUCAUUGUUUUGUUGUCAAAAGUGGACAAGGAGGAAGCGGAGCAGCAAAUGUUAUUCUUAGCUGCUGUUCAGACAAUACUUGAAAAGGUGACCCAGUUUGCCAAAAAAAUGAGUCAAGAUGAGUCUCGCCAGAGGGGUCAACUGCGGCAACCAUGGGAGGCUGCCUUUCAACAGGCAGAAGAAGCUUCUCCAAUAGGGCACCCUCAGUUGAAAACACUUCUAACUCAAGAGUUUCAGGAAAAUAUAAUCAGCCAAUGGACUGACCUUGACAUGGUCUACAUCAGACUGGAGCAUUUGCGAGAGCUAGCAGAACAGUGUGCACUGGAAGCCAAGGUUGUCCUAUCUGGAGAUGUCUAUUGUUUUGGUGACUGUCAGCUGACCGGGAGCCAAAAUGCUGGUGUCUUCCAUGGGCCAUCAGAUUCCACCAACCGGAAAAUGCUCCCUCUUAUCAAACAACUAAUAAAUCUUUUGGAUACUGACAGGAACAUUAUCCUUUCCCCAGACACUCUGAACCUUAUAUCAAACAAAGGUCAUACAGCCAGCAGUAGGCCACAAGGAGGUUGGCUGCCAUACCCAGAGCCUCCUGGAAUUCCUGAGAGAUCUCUCACUAUGGCUCCUGACACAUCAAUUUCUGGAUCAUCACCGCCAAGUAAUAACAUAUAUGCAGAGAGGCAAGCGUUAAUUAGAUUUCACAUUGAGAAGCAGGCGUCCGAGGCAGCACACCUGGAGAUCGCCUUGAUAUCGGAUGAAGUGAAGCAGAUAUGGAAGCUGCUGGAAGAGGAGCAACAGAAGGGAGAGGAUAGUGAGAGACUGGACCAGAUGGAGAAACUGCUGAGGGAUUUGUUGGAACAACAUAGAAAAUCAGUCCUGGCUCUGUAUGCCCAACACACGGUGGAACUAAUGGAAGUGGGGCUUGACCCAAACCUAGCGAUGCCCCAGAACAUCCUUGGAAUGGAGAAAGAUAUAAUGAGUGGUUUACAGCUGCUGGUCACUGAUUUCCAAAAAUUCUAUGCAAGGAGCAAGCACAAACAGGACGUCCCCUUGCAGUCUGAGACAAAUGAACGUAAUGUGGAAGCCCCUGUUGCACAGUGUCUGGACACAGAGGGCAGUCUCACCUAUCACUCGCUUGAGACUCUGCAAAGUUGGGAAUUGUCACUGGAAGCCUUAAAAUUAGUGACGCUCGAAGUCAGGAAACUGAGCCGAGUGUAUAAGACAAUAGAUAUGUACAGUAAGUUACAGGUGCAGAGUUCAGAUCAAGCUCUUUCCCAACUUCUCAACAAACAAGAUUGGCCACUGGGCGAGCAGACAGCUUUGAGAGUUGGGAGGUAUCUAGAGGAGGAGCACAUAAGAAGACUGUCUGAUCUCCUGAGGCUGCAGAGGGAAGAGAGAAAGCGAUGGGUAAAGGCAGAUGGAAAGCCACAUGAAGGAAAUGAAGGUUUAUGUUUGACUGAGAAAUUAGUUGGAGAGGAUUCAAUACCGCAUUCGAGUAAACACAGUGCAGACCUACAGAAAGAGCUUGCCCUGCAAAUCGAGGAACGCGAGAACCUCGUAGAGGAACAGUUGCAGUUGCAGGAGGAACAAACAAUCAUGGAAGCAGAAGCAGGAAAUGGGAUUGGUGACAUUGGAACUGUGGUUUACGAUAUCCAAUUGUUACGUCACCUGCGGCAGUACGUUCUCCUGGAGCAAAGACUCAAGCAGCAGCGGCAGGAAUGCAGGGAAGCAUCACACAACUGUAUAAAGCAGUUGUUGACAGAGGACAAUGAUGGUGACAUGAAAUGCUUGUACAACCAAGCCAAGGGCCAUAAUCAAGCUUUUAUGGGCCUAAAAUCUGCUGCUGCCUUAUUGGAGCUAAGAGAAAAAAACCUUCAAGAGUUAGCCGAUAGGUUGAAGUCUUUCACCUCUGACAAGAUUAAGGAACUUGAGGCCAGUUUAGCAGAAGAAGAGAAGCUGGAGGGAGAGAUGGUCGCACAAGACCUGCUGAAGAAGAAAAGACAGCAGAACCUGUGGAUGACGCAGAUAGAAACCAAAUUACAAGACCAACUGGAACGAGGAGAGCUGACACGCGAGCAUAGAGAGAACCUUAAUAAAGAGCACAGCAUAAGGCUGUGGCUGCAGGAGAAGAGUCUUCAGCAAGAGAUUGAGCAGAUUGAGAAGGAUCAGGAGGUGAAGUGGAAAAGGGAAAAAGAUGACAGCCAACUAAGAAUUGCAGAAAGGAAAGCGGAAGAAGAGCAGAAAGCAGAGGCAAGCCACUCUCAGCAAGUCCGACAGCUUCUAAACAAAGAGGCCCUUGAAGCGAAGCUGGGGUCCACCAACGUUCCUCUUGCCUGUUGCUAG
Messenger RNA from Mobula hypostoma (lesser devil ray), 5282 nucleotides. RefSeq lists its product as uncharacterized. The transcript has 30 exons. The record is from RefSeq and is a predicted model, not a curated record. Lineage: Eukaryota; Metazoa; Chordata; Chondrichthyes; Myliobatiformes; Myliobatidae. The coding region runs from base 27 to 5282 and encodes 1751 amino acids.